Messenger RNA from Alosa alosa (allis shad), 3845 nucleotides. It is a transcript of the gene elf2a, whose product is annotated as E74-like factor 2a (ets domain transcription factor). Gene Ontology annotation, biological process: cell differentiation; regulation of transcription by RNA polymerase II. The coding region runs from base 573 to 2492 and encodes 639 amino acids. Lineage: Eukaryota; Metazoa; Chordata; Actinopteri; Clupeiformes; Clupeidae. Gene Ontology annotation, molecular function: sequence-specific DNA binding; DNA-binding transcription factor activity, RNA polymerase II-specific. The transcript has 9 exons. Gene Ontology annotation, cellular component: nucleus. The record is from RefSeq and is a predicted model, not a curated record.
AAGAGGCUGACCUGAAUCCCUGGACGAAAAACUGAGUCGAAUGACAACAAUUGAACAGAAAGUACAAGCUAUGCAGCCACGGCUACACGUAUCUUUCUUCCAGUCAACGCUGUAAACCUUUAGUUAUAUAGUGAAUGUCAGUCGUUUGAUUAUUCCAAAGUAUAGUAUUUAUUUCUGAGGUUACUUUUGCCAGCUAGCUUCUAUGUCUAGCGAGCGAUACCUCAAAGCGCCAGAAUUUUGUCGAUAGGUUAGCUAGCCUCUGGCCUGCGUACAGAGUUGGCUAGCAAGGUAGAAAGAAGAGGGAGGCGUUAGCUGUUUGCCUAUUAGCCGUUGACUUCGCCGUUCACCGAGCUUGUUAGCUGUCAGCUGAUGAAUGGAUAGCACUGUAACGUUAGCCGUGCUGGUUAAACUGACGUGAACUGGUCAGGCCCCGUCUCAGUAACGUUACUUUUUCUGCUUCAGCAUCUGAAAGACUCUGCUGGACUGACCCGGAGUGUUUGUGUUCUUUCUGGGAAGCGGUUGCCAUAGAGACAGUCAGGGCGUGCUGUGGGGGCGAGUCAGAGGAAUGAGUCAUGACCUCGGUGGUGGUCGUCGAUGGAGGAGGGGCUGUUCUGGAAUACAUCUCUGAUGCGGAGGUGGUGUCCCAGGAGGUGGCGCUGGAUGCAGAGGGGGGCGUGUGUGAGAUAAAGAGGGAGGAGGAGGAGGAAGAAGAAGAGAUGACUGAGGAAGAGUGCCCAGCUGUCGUGGUGGAACAGGUGCCCUGCGCCGAGUUGGAGCAGUGCUAUGCCGCACAGGUGGUCGUCUAUGAUGACGAAACCUACCUGAUGCAGGGCGUGGCUGAAGAGCAGGAGGUGGAGACUGAAGUCCUGGAAGUGUCCUCAGUGGAGGCAUCAGCUCAUGGAGGAGGAGGUGGAUACGUGACACUGGAUAAGACCAUUGAAGCCGCAGAGGCCUUGCUACACAUGGACUCACCGUCCAGCAUGAGGGAGGACCGUAGUCCUGUGCCAGACAUGUUGGGUGAGAUGGAGGUGGAGGUGGAGGUGAGCACUGAGAACACGGAGCCCAUUGAGCCCCUGGAGGAGCAGCUCACGCUGGAGGGAGACAUCCAGAGGGGCAAGAAAGGCAGGAAGCGGAAAGCCGCACACACACCACAGGCUGAACGCGAGGAGUCUCCUGACCUGACCUUUAAGAAGAAGCCCCGUGUGGGGAAAAACAGCACCUAUUUGUGGGAGUUUCUGCUGGACCUUCUGCAGGACAGGAACACCUGCCCUAAAUACAUCAAGUGGACCCAGCGGGAGAAGGGCAUCUUUAAGCUGGUCGACUCCAAAGCUGUGUCCAAACUCUGGGGCAAAUACAAGAACAAGCCUGACAUGAACUAUGAGACCAUGGGCCGAGCCCUCAGAUAUUAUUACCAGCGCGGCAUUCUGUCAAAAGUGGAGGGACAGCGCUUGGUGUAUCAGUUUAACGACAUGCCCAAGAACAUCGUCUUCAUCGACGACGACAAGAGCGACGUGCCGGCCACCCCCCAGACGCCGUGUGAGCGCGUGACCCCCACCACACCGACGUCUCCCAGCAUCCUCCGGGGUGGCCGCUUGUCCGCUCAGGUCAAAGUGCAGUCUCCCACCGCGGCCCCUGCGCCCGCCAAACCCACUCAGAUGCUCCGCAUCGUCAACGUGUCGUCGGGUUCUGAGGCCUUUGUCACCUUGCAGGGCGCCUGCCCUGUCACCACAGCAACGGCCCCGAGGACUGUGCAGGUCCCCUUGAUGAUGACUACAUCACUGGGCCAGAAGUUCUCCACGGUAACGGCCCUGAACCAGCACGGCUCACCGCUGCUCACGACCACCGCCCCGACCAUGGUCACGUCCAGUGGCGGUGGGCAGAAGGUGUACCAGAUCCAGGCGCUGCCCACCAUGGUGCCGGCCACGGGCGAGAACGGCCAGAAGAUCACGGUGCAGCUGGCCAAGCUCAUCACCAUCCCCGCCUCCCAACUUGCCCAGUAUCAGCCUCAGCAGCAGCCCAAGGUCACGACGACGGGCGCCAGCGGCCAGGGCAUCAGCCUGAUGGGAUCGCCGCUCACCCUCCGCACCAUCACGCCCGUCUCCAUGCCAACCACGACCGUGUCCUCUCCCGCCGCCACGCAGGUACUGAGACUCAUCACCCAGCAGCCUGCCGCUCCUACCCCUGCUCUUGCCCCUGCUCUUGCCCCUACCCCUGCCCCUGCUCUUGCCCCUACCCCUGCCCCUGCUCUUGCCCCUGCUCUUGCCCCUACCCCUGCCCCUGCUCAUGCUCUUGCCCCUGCCCCUGCCCCAGCCCCUGCCGCUGUCCCUUCCCCAGCCCCUGUACCUGCCAACACUGUUGUUGUGGCGCCGCAGGAGAGUGCCGUACCAGUGGUGGCAACGUCAGAGAAUGACGUCACCAUCAUCAAGGUGGAGGCAGAGGAAGACAGCGCCACACAGGUGGUCACAGACGUAACGACUUCCUCUGAUAGCUGAGACCGUGUCUGUCUCUCUCUCUCUCUCUCACACACACACACACACGCACGCACACGCACACAUAGAACACAUUCGCUUUCAAAAACACAUUUCAGUUGUGUGUUGAAUUUGCGAUGGGGAGGUCUUCCCUCAAAGCAAUGUAAGAGGAAUUCUUGCUGUGGCCUGACUGGUAUAAGAAAUGUAUUAGUUUUCUUCAUGGCCAGUCUCGUAUACAAACUCAAACUCAUACACUUCUUUCAGUCAUAGCGACUCUAAAGAUCAGAUAAGGAAGCCCCCCGCAAAAGGAUAUGUGAUAUAGGAAUUAACAAAAUUGUCAUGGACAAUAAUAAUAAUAAAAAAAAAUGCAUAGGAGUUGAGGGGAAAACCUGUUUGUGGGUAAGAUGAGCAGAUCAGUGAUUCCACACAUUCACACUAACACCGGCAACACUACAGCACACUCACUCAUACAGAGCAGCGAUGGCAGAGAUGGUUGAAUCAGGCUUUAACUUACCAUUGGCAGUGAAAUCGAAAUAUAUAAAUUCAUGGUUAAAAGUAUUAUUGAGACAAUAAUACCACCAACACAUCCUGACUUGCACUAAAAUGGAAAUAUAACUCGGCCAAGCUCUGGAGGAGUGUCGUUUUUGUUUUUUUUUCUUCAAUUAAAGUACUCAAAGCGUCUGAAGACUCACCUCGUCAGUCACUGUGCGAACGCGAGAACCAAUCAUCUGGUGCUACUACCCGGAGACGGGCGUUGGGGUGGGGGUACCCCACCAACACCCCUCUGCUCUGCUUGGACUUGGGGCAUAAAGGGACUUUGUACAUACUGUCAAUACAGAGUAGGAGAAUCCUUCAAGGAAAACAGGCAGCCUUAGAUAAGGAUGAAAUGAAUUAAAAAAAAAUGCUCCCCUUUCCCUAUUUGUAUUGUUCAAGCUGAAUGAUAUUUACUUUUUUUUUUCCAAACUCUGUUUUGAUAUUUUAUACCAGGAACAGUGUUACUCUAGGUCUGAAGCAAAGUUUAUCGUCAUGGCCUCUCGGCCGAUCACAUACUCAAAUCAUUUUAAUGUUUCUUUUUUUUUUUUUUGGUCUUUUUCUCCGCCCUCUGUUAAUAUUCUGUUUACUGGAUGCAGUAAUUGCCUGUAAUGUUUCUUAUUUUAUUUCUUUUGUAAGUCCACCACUCUGUUCUCUGACAUUUCUAGCUGUAUAAAGGAGGAUAUAAGGGAGAACGGGGCAGGGGGGGUGGGGGGGGCAUACUUGCAUUGACUUAACUAGAUUGUAUUUUCAACAUUUGAAGCAUAUUCUAUUUUGUUGUACUCUUAUCCAAGUGUAUCCAAGUAGAUUUUACUGAGCAGUACAGUAAAGAGCACAGAAAACAUG